AUGUAUGACACACUACCUCAAAUUCUUGAAUAUCAGCCUCCACUCAGUUUAUUAAAAUCAUUUGGAUCAAGCUGGCCUGCAACCCAACUGAUUCAUAAGCUACGUCAGAAUAUUUCCCAAUUCUAUAAUUAUUACAAGACAAAUCGUAGAGACAAAACUAAUAGUCCUUUGUUCCUUGCUCUUGGUGGUGCAGGAAUUGGUAAAUCAAGACUAUUAACUGAACUUCCAAGAAUAGCUCAAUCUGCAGUUACAAAUUUAUAUGUAAAACAUCAAUUAGAUAAUUGCAUUAUAUUCAAUGUUAGCUUUGAAAGUGGCACAAUUUAUGAUGGAAAUUGUGAAAAGAUUGCUUUGCAAGCUAUAGGUAUUCAGAUGUUAUGGCAAUUAUUAAGACAACACGAAUCAGUAUUAGACUUUAAUCAGUUCCGACAAAAUCCUGCACAUCAUCUUUCGGUCUCAGAUGUUUUGAGUCGAAUAUCUUAUAAAGGACAUUGCCUCUCAACAAUUGCUUCAAUGGUAAUAGGUCAUCCAGCUUUUAUCAUUGCAUGUUGUUCAGCUACCAUUGUAGAACCAAUAGUUGAUGUUCUUGCCAAGUCCCAACAAUUGCGUGUUUUACUUCCUUUCCAUGUCCUUGACCCUCCUCAACGUGAUGGAAAAAACAUAUUUAACAUAGAGCAUCCCUUGAUUAGAAUAUUAGUUGAAGAUAUGGGUGGUAAUGGUCGCGCGCUUGAAGCAUUAGAAAUACAUAUUCCCGCUGACAUUGAUAACUGUUAUAUUGGGAAACUUAUGCAUAAUAUAAUCUCUGAUAUUGCACAAUUAUAUUCUGAUGUACUUGAUAAUUCAUCUCAUUUAUGGGGCAAUUUUGAAAGCAAUUUUGGGACAUAUUCCAAUACGCAAAAAUGA
Molecule: messenger RNA, 900 nt
Organism: Funneliformis geosporum
Lineage: Eukaryota; Fungi; Glomeromycota; Glomeromycetes; Glomerales; Glomeraceae
Source: the annotation of a GenBank genome assembly